CAAGCAUAAUGUAAAAAAUUCAUCUCAGAUGAUAACCUCAGCAGAUACAUCGGAAAACAAAUUGCCCAAUUCUUCAAAAUUUUGAGAAUCAAAAAAAAAUGAGAAAUCUACGACCAAGAAUAUCGAACGUGCACUGUGUGAUGAGUUGAAAGAAUUUAUAAAAGCAGAGGUGGCUGCAAGCAACGUGGAAUUUGCACGAAAAAUUAAAUCUGCUAAGGAGAGCAUCUUGUACAACUUGGACCAGAAGAUGAAUGAAUUAAUACUGGCAGUACUUGCACAAAAUGUCCCCCAAGUGCCACAAGUUCCAGUUGAAGAGUUGGUGAUGGCUGUAGGUACAAAACUACCAAUCGAGGAUCUUGAUGAUUUUUUAGUGUUCGAGGAGCAACUUAAGACUGAUGAUAAGAAGAAAACUGCACUGACGGCUUUAUUCCGUUACCUUUGUUUCACCCAAAGCACGAUCAAAACAUCUAUCAACAACGUUUUACCUCAAAUUAUGAAGAAAGCUGUGCAAUCCCAGUAUUCAGGAAAAGGGAGGAAGGUCAAGGGAUGUGGGAAAGUUGAUUUUAGCAGCACAUCCACAUUCAGUAGUUUCCAAGGUAUUUAAUUCUGAUCUUCUUUCCACUAGCUAGA
Diachasmimorpha longicaudata is the source of this 630-nucleotide messenger RNA. RefSeq lists its product as uncharacterized. The transcript has 3 exons. Bases 248 to 604 code for a protein of 118 amino acids. The record is from RefSeq and is a predicted model, not a curated record. Lineage: Eukaryota; Metazoa; Arthropoda; Insecta; Hymenoptera; Braconidae.